This is a messenger RNA of Lacerta agilis (Sand lizard), 882 nucleotides long. RefSeq names its product butyrophilin subfamily 2 member A2-like. The coding region runs from base 13 to 858 and encodes 281 amino acids. The record is from RefSeq and is a predicted model, not a curated record. The transcript has 4 exons. NCBI's taxonomy places the organism in Eukaryota, Metazoa, Chordata, Lepidosauria, Squamata, Lacertidae.
GAUCUUUGAUCCAUGUGUUCCUCAUCAACGAUUGUCUGCAUCUUGAUCUUUCUGCAGAUCUCCCAUGUGCUAACUGCAGGUCAAUUUGCAAUCAUUCCACCCCCAAACUCCAUAGUUGGUUUCCUUGGAGAAGAAGUGAUCCUGCCAUGUCAACUAACAACUUCAAGCGUACCAGAAAGCACCAACAUCCAGGUCCAGUGGAUCUUGCAUAAAUCCUCAGAAAAAAUUGACGUGAAAUCCUACUAUGGUCGAAACAAGCCAGAAACACAGGAUGACAGAUACCGAGGUCGAGCUGAGCUUUCCUGGAAUGAUCUUAAUAAAGGGAACAUGUCUCUGAUUCUGAAGAAAACCUAUCUGUCUGACCAAGGAAAUUACACCUGUAUAAUCAUCCUUGGAGACUGGUAUGAUGAGGUCAUGGUUGAGUUGAUUUUGGCAGCAAAAGGAACAGAGCCCACAAUUGCUUUGGUGGAUUAUAAAGGCUCGGGGAUUGGUCUCACCUGCAGCUCCAAUGUUUGGUACCCAAAGCCCAAGGCUCUCUGGCUGGACAGUGAGGGGAAAGUCCGAAGUAAACAGUCAGACACUACAAUCACAGAGACCGCGGCAGGGAACUUCAGUGUUUCCAGUUCCAUUACAAUAGAAUCAAGAGUUGACCAUGAAGUCUCUUGCAAAAUCAUCAACGAACUGCUAGGGAUGGAGAGUGAAUCAAGAAUCCUGAUCUCUGAUGCCUUUUAUCCUGCUACUUCCCCUUGGCUAGCACCCUUCCUAAUCAUUCUGUUGAUUUUCAUAUGCCUUCUUGUUGGUGCUGGGUACAAAGUCAAAGGUAAGUAUUUAAUCUGUCAUUUUCAUAAUCUCAUUUAACUGUAGAUGUGAACUGUUACAGAA